UUUAAAUUUGCAGUCUUUCUACAUGCCCGAUUGCUAUCCUUUUCGUACUCGUUCGAUUUUCUUUUUUCCGAAAUCCACCGAAGCCCGUCUCUGUAUCCAGAAAAUCUAGACUGUAGAUAAAGCGAAUUCUCGAUCGAAAUCCGCCCAAUAUCUGGAAUUUUCUCGCAAUUGGGUGCCGGAAUUUCGAAUCUUUCGUAUCCGAUGGAUAGCUCGAGUGAUGCCGAAGGGGAUUGCGAUGGUAGAAACGAAGGGGGUUCUCCUUCGAAUUACAGAUUGUUGGGUCGGCAAGUUACGGUUCAUCAGUUCAUGGGCGGUGGCAAAGCUGCUGACUUGCUCUUAUGGAGGAGACGCCAUCAUUCUCUGGGUGUUAUCAUCGUAUCGACAGUAGCAUGGUUUAUAUUUGAGCUUUCCAGAUUGCCGUUCUUAUCCGUUUGGUCUGAUGUCUUACUGAUUUUGGUCAUAGUAUCGUUUAUUCAUUCCCGGGUUGCUGCUUUUAGGAAUAAACAGCCAAAGUCAUUACCAGAGCUUGUUCUAUCAGAGGAGAUGGUUAACAGUUCCGCUGCAUCAUUUCGUGCCAAACUUAAUAACUUUCUUCUCCUGGCUCACGAUAUUACAGUUGGCAAUGAUUUCAAACUCUUCUUCAAGGUGGUGAUUUGUCUGUGGCUUCUUUCGUCCGUUGGUAGCUAUGUAUCUUUCUUCACGCUUGUCUAUAUCGCAGGAACCAUCUUAUCUGUAACCGUACCCGCUCUGUACAGCAAAUUCAAGAACCACAUCGACAAAUGCUGCGGGAUGAUCCACCGGCAAUUCUCUCAUCACUACAAACUAGUGGACGAAAGUGUCAUCCGCAGGCUUCCGUGGACGCUGUCGGAGGAGAAAGAGUCAUAAGCAGUAAAAUGUCAGUAGCUUUUCUGACAGUGAAGCCGCCCAUCUUCUCGUGGGUUCGAUUUGUUCAUGCUGUUGUAUUGCUCAUGCAUAACCAUGUACUAGACAGGAACAUGUGAUGGAUAUAAAAAUUAAUCCAUCGUUUCUUUUUCA
Tarenaya hassleriana is the source of this 1035-nucleotide messenger RNA. Its product is annotated as reticulon-like protein B16. Bases 202 to 885 code for a protein of 227 amino acids. The record is from RefSeq and is a predicted model, not a curated record. The transcript has 5 exons. NCBI's taxonomy places the organism in Eukaryota, Viridiplantae, Streptophyta, Magnoliopsida, Brassicales, Cleomaceae.